UUAGGUUUCAAGCGUAGCAGCGACUGUGAAUGACUAGAGAAUGACGCGCAUACUCAGAAGAUCAGCAUUGGGCAGAAUUUGCUUGUUUGGUAAGCAUUUACAGCCCACGAAAGUGUUUGGUCAGAAGAUAUCUCGUCAGACUUUGUGUACAAAUUCAACCAUGGAUCUCAGUAACAUGAGGAAAAAAUACAAGGGAGACGAAGAAUGCUUUGAGGAAAGUCAACUUGCCUACCUGGACCCCAUUAAACAGUUUGGGGACUGGUUCGACAAUGCCACAAAGUGCCCUGAGAUUGGGGAGGCAAAUGCAAUGUGCAUCGCUACUGCAACAAAAGAUGGCCUGCCAUCGGCCCGCAUGGUGCUGCUGAAAGGCUACAGUGACGAGGGCUUCCGUUUCUUCUCCAACUACGAGAGUCGGAAGGGCGGAGAAUUGGAAAGCAACCCGCAUGCCUGCCUGGUCUUCUACUGGGCGCCACUCAACAGACAGAUUCGUAUCGAGGGCACCGUAGAGCGCAUCCCGUUCGAGAGCUCUUGUGACUACUUCCACUCCCGACCGAAGAGCAGCCAGAUCGGAGCGGUCGUUAGCAGGCAGAGCACCCCGGUCCCCAACAGAGACUUCCUCAGACAGAAAAAUGCUGAACUCGAAGAAAGGUUUAAAGACACAGAGGUGCCAAUGCCAGAUUAUUGGGGCGGCUACAUGGUGAACCCCAGCAUGAUUGAGUUCUGGCAGGGUCAGACCAACCGGCUCCACGACCGCAUCGUCUUCACAAAGCCCCUCAACGGAGAGGCCUCCACGGAUGGCUUUCAGCACCAGGCCGAGGGCGGCUGGGUGUACCAGCGGCUGUCCCCCUGAGGGGAGACUCUCUGCACGGGCAGGCGACCGCGGAGAGAGCCCGUGGGACCUCUGAGUAGAACCGUGCUGUUGGUUUAAAACAGAUCCUCAGUGGACUUGAGUCAAAACACAGAUUCAUUCGUGGUAGCCUGUUAGCAUCAUCGAGUGUUAUCGGUAACUUGAGGUCAGCAUUCUGUAAGAAGAUAGGUAUUUGUUCUAAACUGUGAGGCAAAAGUUCCCACUAAUUGUAAAAUCAACCUAACUUAUUUGAAGAACUGUCUUGAUAUGAUUGUGCCCCUUUGAAUGACUCAGAAGAGCAAAGUCUGAUAAUAAGUCACAUAGUAACCGUAAGUAAUGCCACUAUCUCUGUGAAGGAUUUCUUCCUUUGGUAUCAAAAUUAGCUGUUCCGAACUGUACAAAGUGUCUUAAAUGUUGCUGUAUGAGGAGCUCUCGUUCCUGAUUCAAAUUCGUCAUGGCUUGGAUGUCUUAAUGUUUAAAUCUGCUGGGAUUCAUUCGCCUUCUAACAGAUGGUUUGAAACCGCUGUUAAUGUCAAUUUUGCCAACUUUGCUUUUAUGUAUUCUACAAAUGAAGUGUUUUUUGAGAAUAAGAUGAGAUCGAUAUGACUAAACUGUUUACUUUUUGAAUAAAAAAUGAUUUACCAGAA
Gadus morhua (Atlantic cod) is the source of this 1494-nucleotide messenger RNA. It is a transcript of the gene pnpo, whose product is annotated as pyridoxamine 5'-phosphate oxidase. Gene Ontology annotation, biological process: pyridoxal 5'-phosphate biosynthetic process; pyridoxine biosynthetic process. The transcript is spliced from 7 exons. Bases 41 to 850 code for a protein of 269 amino acids. NCBI's taxonomy places the organism in Eukaryota, Metazoa, Chordata, Actinopteri, Gadiformes, Gadidae. The record is from RefSeq and is a predicted model, not a curated record. Gene Ontology annotation, molecular function: FMN binding; pyridoxamine phosphate oxidase activity.